AAUAUCAACCACACACGACCGGACCGGACGAGAUCUCGGUUCGUCAAUUCACGCGACCGGAUCAACGAAACUUUUGGGCGUAGACGCCUAGCCACCACGAGCAAGUGAAGAAAACCCAUUAUACACUUCCGACGAUGGGGCGCUCACAGCCGCGGCUGGGAGCCUGGGAUUCGUUGUGGAUGCGGCGCCUGUCUUCCAGACUGUCACAGAGUCGUCCGGCAUCCCUCACAGGCCGGUGGAUGGCCUCAUCUUCUUCGAUUUCGCGGGGUCAAAGGAGGCUUCUAUGGCAAGAGCUACUCGAUCGUCCUCCAGGUUUGCUGUUUUGGAUGGAACUGCCUGAAGCUGCCAAGGAGUUCCCCUCUCAGGUUGAAAUCCAAGGGGCCAUGAUUGCGGACAUUUCAAAACUAUGCGAUGCUGUUGUAGCCUGGUGCGAUGCUCAAGAAGAAAGGCUCAAGAAACCAUUCAUGGACCUCCCAAUUUGGGACCUGUAGCUACACCAUCUAAUUUAUUCUCUGUGUCAAGCAUGAGCUCAUCUUUUAUGAACGUUUUUUGGAGUUGUUUUUCAAAUUAACCAAAACUGAUUUAGCUUUCCUCAGUUUAUAUUUCAAAUGUUGCUAGAAUUUGGCCUGCACGUUUUGUGUUUAUAGUUUCACCAGCGUAAAUGUAUUUUCGUAUGAGGAUGGGACUGAAUGGUUCUGUUAUAGAACAAAUUGCAAAAAAAAAAAAGC
Molecule: messenger RNA, 728 nt
Organism: Cuscuta europaea
Lineage: Eukaryota; Viridiplantae; Streptophyta; Magnoliopsida; Solanales; Convolvulaceae
Source: the annotation of a GenBank genome assembly